This is a messenger RNA of Gekko japonicus, 2286 nucleotides long. RefSeq names its product solute carrier family 12, member 8 (gene SLC12A8). The record is from RefSeq and is a predicted model, not a curated record. NCBI's taxonomy places the organism in Eukaryota, Metazoa, Chordata, Lepidosauria, Squamata, Gekkonidae. Gene Ontology annotation, cellular component: membrane. Bases 1 to 2286 code for a protein of 761 amino acids. The transcript has 13 exons. Gene Ontology annotation, molecular function: potassium:chloride symporter activity. Gene Ontology annotation, biological process: potassium ion import across plasma membrane; cell volume homeostasis; potassium ion homeostasis.
AUGGCAGCACCCACUGACUACUGCUUUAACAUGAGAGGCAGGCCAUUUGUGCCCAAGGGCAACACCAGCGUAAGGAAUGGUGGGCACGUGCAAGAACUGUUUCAUGAAGAAGCACAUCAGGUAUCUCAAAUGCAGAACAGACCCUGGUGGAAGAUACAGCUUUUUGUCUGGGAACCAGUGCUGUUUGGAACAUGGGACGGAGUAUUUACUUCUUGCAUGAUUAACAUUUUUGGAGUAGUUCUCUUUCUGAGAACUGGCUGGCUCGUGGGAAACACUGGCAUUCUGAUGGGCAUGUUUUUGGUGUCCAUUGUUAUCUUGGUGGCUUUGAUAACAGUUUUAUCUGGCAUUGGGAUCUGUGAAAGGUGCAGCAUUGGAAGUGGAGGAGUCUACUCAAUGGUUUCUACCAUCCUUGGAGGUCAAGUUGGAGGAACCGUUGGCCUUCUUUAUAUUUUUGGCCAGUGUGUUGCAGGUGCUAUGUACAUUACUGGAUUUUCUGAAUCUAUCUCUGAACUUCUGAGUCUCAGUAACAUUUGGGCAGUGAGAGGCAUCUCACUUGCUGUCCUUCUAGGCUUGCUUGCAAUUAAUCUUGCUGGUGUAAAAUGGAUAAUCCGUCUCCAGCUGCUGCUACUCUUUCUACUGGCUGUUUCCACACUGGAUUUUGUCAUCGGAUCUUUCACCCAUCUAGAUUCAGAACAUGGUUUUGUUGGCUAUUCUGAAGGCCUUAUGUUGAACAACACGCUUCCAGACUACAGUCCGGGGGAGUCUUUCUUCACUGUAUUUGGAGUAUUCUUCCCAGCUGCUACAGGUGUGAUGGCUGGCUUCAAUAUGAGUGGUGAUCUCCGGAAGCCUGCAAUGAGUAUCCCCCUAGGAUCCUUGUCUGCGAUAGGCAUCUCGUGGUUUCUUUAUAUAGUCUUUGUUUUUUUGCUGGGAGCCGUUUGUACCCGGGAAUCACUCCGUUAUGAUUUUAUGAUAGCAGAAAAGGUCUCCUUGGUGGGAUUCUUGUUCUUAAUUGGCCUGUACAUUUCAUCUCUCGCUUCCUGUAUGGGAGGUCUCUAUGGAGCACCAAGAAUCCUUCAAUGCAUUGCUCAAGAGAAAGUGAUACCAGUUCUUGCAUUCUUUGGACAAGGGAAAGGACCGAACAAAACUCCAGUGGCAGCGAUCUGCUUAACAAGCCUUAUCACCAUGGCAUUCGUUUUGAUUGGCCAAGUGAACAUCCUCGCUCCAAUAGUCACCAUAAACUUCAUGCUUACAUAUAUUAUGGUGGAUUACUCCUAUUUCUCUGUAUCCAUGUGCUACAGCCUUCAGCAGAACCCCAAAAUAUUAUGCAGACAGGACUCCAAGGUUAUACUGAGCUGUUCUCGGCCUUUAAUACAGGACAAACCCUCCUGCUAUGGAUCAGGUGGAAUAAUUCAAAGCAGAUCAAAUGGCACAUUGCUAGAAUUCACAAAAGACAUGGACCAACUUUUUAGGCCUCUCGGUAGUGAGCCGGGUCCUAGUAAUGAGACAACGGGGAAAGACCCAGAUACUGGCCAAUCAGUCAAGCAGAGGAAGCGAAAGAAAGCAGCCAAACAAAUGUUACAAGACAGCUUUCUCUUGGAUCUGGAUAAUAACGCUGCUGCUGCUCAGGAUCCCUGCAGAGAGGCCCUGGAAUCCAAUGAUACAAAUAUGCAGAGCUUUUCAGAAACAAGCUAUCAGGGUCAAGAAGGUGCCUCUCCAUUUGCAACUAUGGAAGCCAAGCAGAAGCUCAGCCAAGAUGGAAACCGGCGUUUUAAUGAGAUACAAAAUACACCCAGUCAAAAAACUAAAGAUUUAACCGUAAAACAACAAAGUCAAGAAUUGGAAAUUCAGGAGAUGCCAGUGUCCUUCUACUCCAGAUUCUGUAACCAUUGGGCGUCCCUAGUUGGUGCAGUAGGAUCCCUUGUCAUUAUGUUUGUCAUUCAGUGGAUCUACACCCUUGUCAGUUUGGGGCUAGCAAUUAUUCUGUAUAUCUACAUUGGACAAGUGAGUCCAGGACUACCACCUGGUGCUGCAGCUAAUUUCAGUUUUUUCAAGUGGAUGAAACUACUUUGGAUUAAUACUUGCAGGGGAAGGUCAUCCCUGGAGGAGCGGUUUGUUGUGACACCGUCCCUUGCAACAGUUGGCAUGGAGACCACUCAGCUCACUGAAGAGAAUACAGAUUUUGCCUCCCGGGACCGCUACCACCAUUCCUCUGUUAUCACCAGAGAAGAGUUUGUUAAUCAGUUCCAACAAGAAAGAAACAUGCCAUUCAGUCCACCAGCCAAUUAA